GAUCGAGCCUGGGCAUGCCUUUCGCUCGAUGCUCUCUGGUAACGAUUUCUCCCACCUUCCCCUGCGACUAUGACGAUGCUGACACCAUUUUGAUGGUAACCAGAAAGUGGGGCUUCAGGCCUCGCGGCAAAAACACAGGUAAAAAGCACAGGAAGAACUUGCCAUUUAGGAAAGGGGGAAAAAAGCAAUAAAAGAAAAGAUUAUUUUUAUUAUUUUCCUCUCACCCGAAAUGGCCAAUGUGCUCUGUAACAGAGCCAGGCUGGUUACAUACCUCCCAGGAUUUCAGUCUUUAGUCAGGAGGGUUGUAAAUCCCAAAGCUUUUUCCACUGCUGGAUCUUCAGGUUCAGAUGAGUCUCAUGUAGCUACUGCACCCCCAGAUAUAUGUUCAAGGACUGUGUGGCCAGAUGAAACAAUGGGACCAUUUGGGCCCCAGGAUCAAAGAUUUCAGCUCCCUGGGAACAUAGGUUUUGACUGUCACCUCAGUGGGACAGCUUUGCAGAAGAAAAGUCCAGUUCAUAAAACUUUGCCUGAUGUCCUAGCAGAGCCAUUAUCAAGUGAAAGGCAUGAAUUUGUGAUGGCACAGUAUAUAAGUGAAUUUGAGGGCAGUGAUGCACCUGUUGAACAACAGGAAAUUAACAGGGCAGAAACUUAUUUUGAAAAUGCCAAAGUAGAAUGUGUUAUACAAACAUGUCCAGAGCUACUUCGAAGAGAUUUUGAAUCAAUGUUUCCAGAAGUGAAUUCUGGCAAAUUAGUGGUACUAACUGUAACACAGAAAACCAAAAAUGAUAUGACCAUAUGGAGUGAGGAGGUUGAAAAUGAAAGAGAAAUGCUAUUAGAGAAGUUUAUAAAUGGCGCUAAAGAAAUUUGCUAUGCUCUACGUACUGAAGGCUAUUGGGCUGACUUUAUUGAUCCAUCAUCUGGAUUGGCAUUUUUUGGACCGUAUACAAGCAACACUCUUUUUGAAACAGAUGAGCGUUAUCGACAGUUAGGGUUUUCUGUUGAUGAUCUUGGCUGCUGCAAAGUGAUUCGCCACAGUCUUUGGGGUACCCACGUGGUUGUUGGAAGUAUCUUCACGAAUGCCACAGCUGACAGUCGCAUUAUGAAGAAAUUAAGUGGAAACUAGGUGGCAGCUGCAUUAUUUGUACUUGACACUUUGUCUAUAAACACUGUAAAAAAGUCUUCAGUUUUUUAAAAUACUCAUUUCUAGGUUAAAAAAAAAAUUAUUUCAGCAUCUGUAAACUUAAGAGUUUGCGAUUCAUGAGAUUUUCAAAAAAUGGCAAAUGUUCACUCAUAUUUCUGUUUAAUACAUGUUAACCACCUAUAUUAUAUAAAAAGCAGUAAUUCAUAUGGAUGCAAGGCUUGAUUCCAUAUUACAUGUUUAUGGAGAGUUUGGGCUAUUUCUCUUUUACAUUUGAAAAUUUCAGUUUUACUUACAUCCUUCCAAAAAUAAAUCACAGGUUAAGAAGAUGAAGAUGAUGUUUCUUUUCCCAUUGUGAUGCCUUUCAAAUUGAUUUCUGAAAGCUUUUAAAUUCAGAUUCAUAUAAAUCUUAUCAAGUUGCACAAUUUUGGUAAUUUUAGUUGUGAUCUAUAGAUUCAGGUUAAGAAUCUUUCUCCAUGUUUACUGGAAAAGCUGUACUUUUUACUACAUUUUUAAAGUUGGUCCUCAAAUCUAAAACUUUUAAAGUUUUGAUAUUUUCCUCAUUUUCACUCUGUAGAUACUUACUUUGUGUUAAGGUGUAUACAUCAACAUCAUUAUAUAAGCUGUAGGCCUUGGGUUUAGAAAUAAGUGUCAGAAUGUAAACACAUUUGUUUAUUAUAGACAAUUUUUUGUUUCAUUUGCCAAAUCUAUUUUUUUUGUGAUCCAAUGAUAAAUUGAAACUGCUGCAUGUUACAGAAUACCUCAGUCAAUAACAGAACUUAUUUUUUGACAAUAUAAACUUGAAAAGACUAAUCUUGUAUCAUUGGCCUUUUGCCAAUAACUACCUUGAAAAUAAUAAGAAUAUGUAACUUAUACCAGAAAGUAUUCAUUGCCCCUGUAUCUUGGGUUCCUCCUGUAAUUGUUAAAUGAGGUUAUCAAACACCUAUUUAAGAAUUGACCCAAAGAAAUGACAAAAUCUACCUUCCUUGAUUAACACUUACCUUGGUAAUAGGUUAUGUUUAUGCUUACAGGAAAAGUAUUUGUUAUCACUUACUGUAAAGAAAAACAAUGAUUCCCUUUUUUUUUGUACUUAAUACUAGAGUCAGUAUUUUUUAAACGGGCUGCCAGAUGAGAGGUUGGAAAAGAUAAUCUCUAAGUUCCCUUCCCUUUUAACAUUCUCUAAUUCUAGAUAUUAAUGAUUCAAAUACAGAAACCAUCUCUAAUAGAUUCUUAAUGAACUCCCAAGGGUCCAUGCUGUGAGACUACCUCACUGUACGGUCCUUUUCUUCAGUAAAUAGUCCUCUAUAAAAUACCAUGUGUUUUUAAGUAGCUCUUGCCACUUCGUAUUUUGCCUGUCUUUUAAUGCAGUAGUACCCACCGAAAUACUACUUUUUCACUCUUUGCUAUUUUGACCUGCCAGUAUUUAUCAGCUGGAACAAUUGAUUUAUUGUUUCAUAUGUAUUUCUCUUGUCAGCUAUCAGUACUUCUUUCAAAAAAGAAGCACCCCAUUCUGCAAAAAGUUUACUGCUGUCUUUGUGUUAGAUAAACAAAGCAUUGAAAAAUAUUUACUUUAUUUUGUUUUUGAUGCAAUUACCAGCAGUAUGGCAAAAAGCAAGGACUUCUUAUACAGAGUUGUAUUCUAUAAGGAAUAGUGCUGUGACAAAGUUGUGAUAUUUAGAUAGUCAAUAUGGAGACAAACUCUUCUCCAGUGAGUUCUGUGAACACUUACCCUUAACACAAGGAAAUAGGUGACAGUUAUUGUGCUAAUAAAUGCCUGGAAAACA
Trichosurus vulpecula (common brushtail) is the source of this 2922-nucleotide messenger RNA. It is a transcript of the gene MMADHC, whose product is annotated as metabolism of cobalamin associated D. Gene Ontology annotation, biological process: cobalamin metabolic process. The record is from RefSeq and is a predicted model, not a curated record. The transcript is spliced from 8 exons. Gene Ontology annotation, cellular component: mitochondrion. The coding region runs from base 230 to 1123 and encodes 297 amino acids. Lineage: Eukaryota; Metazoa; Chordata; Mammalia; Diprotodontia; Phalangeridae.